Molecule: messenger RNA, 843 nt
Organism: Colletotrichum chrysophilum
Lineage: Eukaryota; Fungi; Ascomycota; Sordariomycetes; Glomerellales; Glomerellaceae
Exons: 5
Coding region: 1-843 (280 amino acids)
Biological process (GO): proteolysis
Molecular function (GO): peptidase activity
Source: RefSeq, a predicted model, not a curated record
AUGGUUGAAUUCGUAGAUAUCAACGGUGCCCGACUGGCAUACCGUGUUGCCGGUCCAGAGAACGCACCUCUCAUGAUAACUCUUCACGGUGGCCGGGGAAUGGGUGAUCAUCGGUCGGACUUCAAGGUCUACAGCCAGCUAAGUGACAAGAUUCGAGUCUUGUCAUUCGAUUACCGCGGACAUGGGCAAAGCUCUUUGACCAAGCCGUACACAUUCGAGCAGAUCGUGGACGACAUCGAAGGCGUAAGGCAGCACUUUGCCGGUGAUAAGCAAGUCAUCAUCUGUGGUGGAAGCUUCGGCGGCUUUCUGGCGCAGCAAUAUGCGAUCAAAUACGCCUCUAAAGUUUCGCACUUGAUUCUCAGAGGCACUGCUGCAUCUCAUCACCAUGAGGCCGGGGCGAUCAAGACUCUGGAAGAGAGGAUACAUAAAGUUCCCAGCUUCUCUGUUGACAUGCUGAGAAACAAGGUCUUCGGAGCUUACGAGAGUGAUCGUGAGUUCCAGCUGAUCUAUUUCGCCAUGAUGCCACUCUAUCGGGAGGUCUUUGACCCGGAUGCGGCGCUGAAGAGCAAUCUGGACGGCGUUUAUGUGGCUGAAUCGCACAAUGAUCUAUACUCAGAGAAGGAGAAGUACUUCGACUACACAGACCGCUUGGCACAGAUUACCGCCAAGACGUUGGUGGUUGUCGGUGACAAGGACUGGAUCUGCCCUCCAGAAAACUCGAAGUUGAUUGCCGAGAAGAUCCCUGGGGCUGAGUUGUUUAUGGUUGAGAACGCGAAUCAUGGAGUGCACGCGGAGAAGCCGGAAGUGGUGCUCCCUAAGAUCCGGAGACACUUGAACAUUUAA